Tripterygium wilfordii is the source of this 1033-nucleotide messenger RNA. RefSeq lists its product as uncharacterized. Lineage: Eukaryota; Viridiplantae; Streptophyta; Magnoliopsida; Celastrales; Celastraceae. The transcript has 3 exons. The record is from RefSeq and is a predicted model, not a curated record. The coding region runs from base 250 to 666 and encodes 138 amino acids.
GGGUAUGAUUGUCACCUACCAAAAAAACAUAGGGCAGGCGUGUCAUUUUGUAAAUUUCAUUCGCAAUUUGCUUUAACAGUAGUAUAUUUGACAGGUGUCUACUUUCGUCACUCCCCAAAAGGAGGGGAAACUAACUGGAUUCUCUGGUUAUUUUUGGUCACCCAUUCCUCUAAAGACUUGGAAAUUCAUCGUUGGAUACUUCCAAGAAGGAGUGAUGCUGGGCUGGAAUCAUCAAGAAAAAUUUUGUUCAUGAGGAUUUUGUUUUGCAAGAUCCAUUGCCCUUCUUUCAUUUGCUUCUGCAAACCCUCCCCUCAUUUGUACACUGCUGGACCAUUGAAAUUGGAAAACAGCCCACAUGCGCCAGUUGCUGUUGAUACCUGUAACCAUCAUGAAUGUGGUGAUACUGAUGGUGAGACUAUUGCGGCCAGCAAAGAUUUUACUGAUGUAGAUGGGAAGCAACGGCAAGAACAACAGGUUGAGAAUUUUGCGAAAAGCAGUCUCAAGAAGACAUCUCCCGAUUCGAAAGAGGUUCAAAAGAAGAGAGUGCAAUGGCCGGAUUUGUUGGGGAAAGAACUAGUUGAGAUCAGGGAGUUUGAACCUAGUGAAACAGAAGAUACAGACAAUGAAUACGAGAACACUAGGGGCUGCGUUUGUGUCAUUCUUUGAUGUUCAGUUAAUGUCAUCUCCGAACAUUUCCAUGCUAACACAAGCAUGAGAUAAGAUGGACAAAUUAGGUGAUGCCCUUCCAUUCUUAUGGAGAAUUCAACAGCUGCAUUGGAGUCAAAAAUUCAAGUUCUCAUUUCCUAUGACUGGGGCCUUAUCAUCAAUUCUUGUACAAAGACCUUUCUUUCCUGGAGAACACACAGUGAAGCAGAAUAGUUAUUUGUUGAAUUAUUGUUAGGCAUGUGAAGCCAUUGUUUCCUUUCUAAUGCACUGUAAACUUCUCAGUUCUCAUUCAUUACAAGAUUAUGAAACUUCUUUGAAGUAAUCGAAUUUUCAUGACAUGUUUUGCAUUAUUUUCUGCAGAAAGUGA